Messenger RNA from Chinchilla lanigera (long-tailed chinchilla), 3909 nucleotides. It is a transcript of the gene Prtg, whose product is annotated as protogenin. Gene Ontology annotation, cellular component: axon; plasma membrane. Lineage: Eukaryota; Metazoa; Chordata; Mammalia; Rodentia; Chinchillidae. Gene Ontology annotation, biological process: cell-cell adhesion; axon guidance. The record is from RefSeq and is a predicted model, not a curated record. Gene Ontology annotation, molecular function: protein binding.
AUGCUUGUGGCCACUCGUCACAGCAGCCACAGGAAAUGCGUGCUCACAGAACCUGUGACCGUGAGGACGCUCCUGGCCAUGCAGGGCAUGCGGGGGCGGCAGCGCGAAGCAGGGGUGGGUGCCACUGCCCAAGUGAAACCUGGAAGCAGGAGAAAUGUGGAGCCGGCAGCAGGGGAACCGGCAGAGCUCUUCAAGGACAGCGCUAGUGAUGCCCAAACGGCUUGGGAAAGGCUGGCUGUUGCCAUCGGGUGGCCUUUCCAAGGGCAGCCUGACCCUGGAGGCCGCCAGACCACAGGACACGGAGGAGAGGCUGAGCAGGAACAGGAAGUCCCGGAAGAAGAGAUGCAGCGGGCACUGAUGGCUGCCAAGACGCCAAGCACGGGCCCCGCGGGCACUGACGGCUGCCGAGACGCCAAGCACGGCCCCGCGGGCACUGACGGCUGCAGAGGCGCCAAGCACGGCCCCGCGGGCACUGACGUGCACGAGGAGGCUGAGAAGGCGCGCGUCCCAGCCAAUCCCACACCGCAGUCUCAGAACACCGCUGCACUGCUGGGGCCACGGCGCAGGCGGCACGGCGCGGUGAGGUGGGGAGCCACUGCAGGACCCUGUAACCAGCAUGAGCUCGCCGGAGUCCAGCAGCUGUCUGCAAACCUGUGGGCUUUGAAGAAGUUUGACCAGGCAUCGUUUGCAAAAGCUUUGGCUGUGCUAGGAGUUUUGAGUAAUGUGGCGCAACGACACGUCAGAGGGAGUGCCCCGCUGUAUUUAUCCGUCAGAAAAGGUCCCCGCAGGCUGUUUACCCUCAUUACACUCUGUCACGCCGUGCGGACGCGGCACCGAGAUUCUCCCUCAGGUGUGUGGUGUUUCAGUGAACUGUUUUUUAUAAGAGAACCGCAGGAUGUAACUGUCACAAGAAAGGACCCGGUCUUCUUAGACUGCCAGGCUCAUGGCGAAGUUCCCAUUAAGGUCACAUGGUUGAAAAAUGGAGCAAAAGUGUCUGAAAAUAAACGGAUCCAGGUUCUUUCUAACGGCUCUUUAUACAUCAGCGAGGUGGAAGGCAGGCGGGCCCAGUCUGAUGAAGGAUUUUAUCAGUGCUUGGCAGUGAACAGAUAUGGAGCCAUCCUGAGUCAGAAAGCACAUCUCACCUUAUCCGCUAUUUCUGCAUUUGAAAUUCAGCCAAUUUCCACGGAGGUCCAGGAAGGGGGAGUUGCGAGGUUUGCAUGCAAGAUUUCAUCAAAUCCUCCUGCGGUGGUAACAUGGGAGUUUAACCGGACAACUCUACCUCUGAUGACGGACAGGAUGGCUGCGCUGCCCACAGGAGUGCUGCAGAUCUACGACGUGGGCCCGGGGGACAUGGGCAGCUACCGCUGCGUGGCCACCACCAUGGCCCACAGGCGCAGGAGUGCCGAGGCCACACUCACCGUCACCCCAGCCGCACAGUCCAAGCCCUUCCACACCCCAACCAUCAUAGCAGGGCCGCAGAACGUCACAGCCUCGCUCCACCAGACCGUUGUCCUGGAGUGCAUGGCCACCGGAAACCCCAAGCCGAUCAUUUCUUGGAGCCGUCUUGAUCACAAGUCCAUCGAUGUCUUCAAUACCCGGGUGAUUGGAAGCGGCAACCUCCUGGUCUCGGACGUCCGGCUGCCCCAUGCUGGGGUGUACGUGUGUAGGGCCACCACCCCGGGCACACGCAACUUCACAGUUGCCCUGGCGACCUUGACUGUCCUAGCUCCUCCUUCAUUUAUUGAGUGGCCAGAAAGUUUAACAAGGCCCCGUGCUGGCACUGCUCGGUUUAUGUGUCAGGCUGAGGGGAUCCCUGCACCCAAGAUGUCGUGGCUGAAAAACGGACGGAAGAUGCACUCGAACGGCAGAAUUAAGAUGUACAGCAGUAAACUGGUUAUUAAUCAGAUUAUUCCCGAGGACGAUGCCAUUUACCAGUGCAUGGCUGAGAACACCCAGGGCUCUGUGCUGUCUCGAGCCCGGCUGACGGUGGUCAUGUCAGAGGACAGGCCCAGCGCUCCCUGCAACGUGCAUGCGGAGACUGUGUCCAGCUCGGCCAUUCUGCUAGCGUGGGAGAGGCCCCUGUACAACUCGGACAAAGUCAUCGCCUACUCUGUGCACUACAUGAAAGCAGAAGGUUUGAAUAAUGAGGAGUACCAGGUAGUCCUUGGGAAUGACACGACUCAUUACGUUAUCGACGACCUGGAGCCAGCCAGCAACUACACAUUCUACAUUGUGGCCUACAUGCCGCUGGGGGCCAGCCAGAUGUCGGACCAUGUGACACAGAGCACCCUGGAGGAUGUUCCCCUGAGGCCCCCGGAGAUCAGCCUGACAAGCCAGAGCCCCACUGACAUCCUCAUCUCCUGGCUGCCCAUCCCAGCCAAGUACCGCCGGGGCCGAGUGGUGCUGUACCGCCUGUCCUUCCGCCUGAGCACUGACAGCACUGUGCAGGUCCUGGAGCUCCCGGGCACCUCACACGAGCACCUACUGCAGGGCCUGCGGCCAGACAGCGUCUACCUGGUGCGGAUCACAGCAGCCACGCGGGUGGGGCUGGGGGAGUCCUCGGUGUGGACCUCACACAAGACGCCCAAGGCCACCAGCACGAAAGCCCCCAGGUCUCCGGAGCUGCACCUGGAGCCUCUGAACUGCACCACCCUCUCCGUGCGGUGGCAGCGCGAUGCUGAGGACCCUGCGGCCAUCCAGGGCUACAAGCUGUUCUACAAGGAGGAGGGGCAGCAGGAGCAUGGGCCCAUCGUGCUGGCCCCCAGUGAGCUCCUGCACACGCUCAGCGGCCUGGACCCCAGAAGAAAGUACCACGUGAGGCUGCUGGCUUACAGUAACGUCGAAGACGGCUAUCAGGCUGACCAGACCGUCAGCACGCCGGGAUGUGUGUCUGUGCGUGACCGCGUGGUCCCUCCCCCGCCACCGCCCCGCCACCUCUACGCCAAGGCCAACAGCUCCUCUUCUGUCUUCCUGCACUGGCGGAGACCCGCGUUCACCGCUGCGCAGACCAUCAACUACACCAUCCGCUGCAACCCCGUGGGGCUGCAGAACGCCUCCCUGGUCCUGUACCUGCAGACAUCAGAAACACACAUGCUGGUCCAAGGCCUGGAGCCGAACACCAGGUACGAGUUUGCGGUCCGGCUGCACGCGGGCCAGCUCUCCAGCCCCUGGAGCCCCGUCGUCCACCACACCACGCUUCCGGAGGCGCCAGCAGGCCCCCCAGUUGGAGUGAAAGUCACGCUGAUAGAGGACGACACUGCCCUGGUUUCGUGGAAGCCGCCCGAUGGCCCUGAAACAGUCGUCACACGCUACACGAUCCUGUACGCGUCCAGGAAGGCCUGGGUGGCGGGAGAGUGGCAGGUCCUUCACCGAGGAGGGGCCAUCACCAUGGCUUUGCUAGAAAACCUGGUGGCAGGAGAUGUGUACAUUGUCAAGAUCUCUGCAUCCAAUGAGGUAGGAGAAGGACCCUUUUCCAACUCUGUGGAGCUGGCAGUGCUUCCAAAGGACCCUUCUGCAUCCAAUCAGAGGCCCAAGCGUUUAGAUUCUGCGGAUGCCAAAGUCUCCUCAGGAUAUUACCACCUGGACCAGAAGUCGAUGACGGGCAUCGCAGUGGGUGUGGGCAUCGCCUUAACCUGCAUCCUGGUGUGCGUUCUCAUCCUGAUUUGCCGGAGCAAGGCCAGGAAGUCAUCUGCCUCCAAGGCGGCCCAGAGUGGAGCUCAGCAGCUGCCUCACGCUGGCGCCGCCGCGGCUGCCGGAGCGCAGGUGGGGAAGAGGCUCGGUAGAGCCGCGGAGGACCCGGAGCCCUCGGUGCCGGCACCCGCGCCGCUCAGCUUCCUCGAUGCCAAGGGAGGAACGGACCUGAUAAUUAACAGCUACGGCCCCAUAAUUAAAAACAACUCUAGGAAAAAG